Messenger RNA from Harpia harpyja (harpy eagle), 1176 nucleotides. It is a transcript of the gene CLDN20, whose product is annotated as claudin 20. Gene Ontology annotation, biological process: cell adhesion; bicellular tight junction assembly. The record is from RefSeq and is a predicted model, not a curated record. Gene Ontology annotation, molecular function: structural molecule activity. Bases 259 to 918 code for a protein of 219 amino acids. Lineage: Eukaryota; Metazoa; Chordata; Aves; Accipitriformes; Accipitridae. Gene Ontology annotation, cellular component: bicellular tight junction; plasma membrane. The transcript is spliced from 2 exons.
AGUAAUGCACUUGCUGCAGAGAAGAGAAAAAAAACCAACAUUCCAAGAAAUUUUGUUAAUACAUGCCAAUGCAGUUUUAUAUGAGAUGGGAUAGUUCCAUUCAAGAGAAACUGCAUUUUUCCAGGAUUUCUACAGCGAAGAAAACAUCUCAGACCUCACAUCCAGCAAGGGCUACAGCCUUGGCUACGAAGCUACCAACCAGUUACACUCAUUUACAAGAGAAAAACAGGCAGACAAAAGGUGACAGCAGAUAUCAUCAUGGCAUCAGCAAGUCUGCAGUUCUUUGCUUUUAUUCUGGCUUUGUUUGGUGUUUUUGGAGAUAUCACCGCCACCUUGCUACCCAACUGGAAGGUAAACGCAGAUGUUGGUUCAAAUAUCAUAACAGCUAUAACCCAGAUGCAAGGGCUUUGGAUGGACUGCACAUGGUACAGCACUGGGAUGUUUAGCUGUACCCUGAAAUACUCCAUUCUCUCUCUCCCCGUCUACAUCCAGGCUGCACGGACCACCAUGGUACUGUCUUGUAUCCUAUCAGCCUUUGGGAUCUGCAUCACUACAGUUGGAAUGAAAUGCACAAAGUUGGGAGGGGACCCUGACAGCAAGAGUCAUGCUUGUUUUGCUGGAGGAGUCUGCUUCAUUCUUGCAGGAAUCUUUGGAUUAGUACCAACAUCCUGGUACACGAGGGAAAUUAUUUCAAAUUUUCUGGACCAGACCAUUCCAGAGAGCAGUAAACAUGAACCGGGAGGAGCAGUUUAUACAGGAUUCAUUUCAGCAGCGUUUCUGCUGAUUGCAGGUGUAAUCUUCUGCACUUCCUGUUUUAAAAAGCAGCAAGGACCAUGGAUUUACCGUCCAAAGCAGCACCAUUUUCCAUCCACAGAGCAGGAGAGCAACGCAGGUUACAACCUGAAGGACUAUGUAUAAAAUAGUUACUUCUAUCUGUUGAAGCUUUUUUUGUGCUAAGUGUAGUUUGAUUCUUUCAAAGAAUGUAUAACAUAGCACUUUUCUUGCAUCCGGGUUGCAGUUAUGUUUAAGCAAGGUAUUUCAUUUAUAGCGGCAUCCACAAAAAGAAUGAAGCAGGAAACAAUGCUUAAAUCUGCUACAAAAGUACUUUGUGUUGAUUUUUCAAACCAUUCUUUUUGACUUUCCAAAUAACAUUUAUUGAAGAAAAAGGAACUAUUU